AUGUCUCAAACAACUAUCAAGACUCCAAAGACAUAUCACUUAAAGCUAGUAUUAUUGGGUGAUGCAUCAGUAGGUAAAUCAUGCCUAGUUGUUAGGUUUGCUAAGGACGAAUUUAGUGAAUACCAGGAACCGACAAUAGGAGCAGCUUUCAUGACCCAAUCUGUGAAUAUUGAUGAUGACUACAUAGUAAAAUUUGAAAUUUGGGAUACUGCAGGCCAAGAGAGAUAUAGAAGUUUAGCCCCAAUGUAUUACAGAGGUGCUGCAGCUGCAAUAGUCGUAUAUGAUAUUACAAAUUCUGACUCUUUUGAUGGUGCUAAGUCUUGGAUUAGUGAGUUAAAAAGUAUUAAUAAUAAUGAUAUUGUCAUAGCUCUUGUUGGAAAUAAAUGUGAUCUUGAAGGAAAUAGAACUGUUAGCAGCGAAAUUGCGAGAUGUUAUGCAAAAGAGAAUGAUAUUUUAUAUCUUGAAACAUCUGCUAAAACUGGACAUAAUGUUCAAGAAAUUUUUGAAGAAAUAGCAAGGAAGUUGCCUAAUUCUAAGAGGUUUGAUAGAAGUGAUUUUAGCGAUCCAAAUAAACUAAAGAAAAGUACUGGCUUUCACUUGAUUAGCUCAACUGAUUUUACAAUAAAUUCUGUUUGCCCUUCAACCUGUUCUAGUAGCUAG
Cryptosporidium muris RN66 is the source of this 660-nucleotide messenger RNA. RefSeq names its product Ras family protein. Gene Ontology annotation, molecular function: GTP binding; GTPase activity. The record is from RefSeq and is a predicted model, not a curated record. The coding region runs from base 1 to 660 and encodes 219 amino acids. NCBI's taxonomy places the organism in Eukaryota, Apicomplexa, Conoidasida, Eucoccidiorida, Cryptosporidiidae. The transcript has a single exon.